This is a messenger RNA of Hyla sarda, 996 nucleotides long. It is a transcript of the gene TMEM11, whose product is annotated as transmembrane protein 11. The transcript has 2 exons. The coding region runs from base 112 to 675 and encodes 187 amino acids. The record is from RefSeq and is a predicted model, not a curated record. Gene Ontology annotation, cellular component: mitochondrial inner membrane. Gene Ontology annotation, biological process: inner mitochondrial membrane organization. NCBI's taxonomy places the organism in Eukaryota, Metazoa, Chordata, Amphibia, Anura, Hylidae.
UUGUAGUCAUUCGCCAUUUUACACUGUGAGCUUCAGUGUGUACUCUAUUUCCCAUCAGCCCCCGGGAAAUGCGCAGAACCUAGUGAGACUGCUGAGAUCCGAGUCUCCAAGAUGGCCACUUGGGGAAGGAGGCGCGCUGGGCUGGGAGGCAGAGAUAGGGCGCCCUUUUCCACGAGUGAGUGGUACAUCGUUCAUGAGAUUUACAAUGGUGAAAACGCCCAGGACCAGUUUGAAUAUGAACUGGAACAAGCCCUUGAAGCCCAGUACAAGUACAUAGUAAUCGAACCAACCCGCAUUGGAGAUGAAACUGCCCGCUGGAUCACCGUGGGAAACUGCCUGCACAAGACAGCAGUGCUUUCUGGUACAAUCUGCCUUCUUACCCCAUUAGUUUUGCCUUCAGAAUAUGCACCCUACUUGUCUCUGCCAGCUGGUAUCCUUAGCCUGGCCUGCUCUACUCUUUAUGGAAUCUCCUGGCAGUUUGAUCCUUGUUGCAAAUACCAGGUGGAGUAUGAUGCCUAUAAGUUAUCAAGACUACCACUACACACUCUAACCUCCUCCACGCCAGUGGUGCUUGUAAGAAAGGACGACAUCCACAGAAAGAGACUACAUAACACGAUAGCUCUUGCUGCACUGACCUAUUGUGUCAAGAAGCUGUAUGAGAUUUACGUUGUAUGAUUUCCACACAAUGCUGAGGAUGCAACAAUAACAAUUAUUUUUUUGUGGAAUUUGUUAGAGAUCGGAUUUCUUCAAAGGAGGAGAAAAAGUCAGUGCUACUGUACUGGUUAUUUACAGCGCUUUAUACUAGGAUGAUGAGGACCUGCUGUCAGUUCAGUAUACCCAAGACGCAAGUUGUAACACAAAAUGGAAUAUAUUCACAAAUGGCAUAUGAGGGAGGGGUUUUACUUUUUAACAUAGACACCUAAGUAUUUGUUGUACCAUACUUAACCAGCCAGAAGUCCAUGUGACCAUUAAAAUAAUAAAAAAAUACACAUACUG